AAUUUUAUCUUUAACCAAUUCUUAUAUAGGAAGUGUAUAGUGUCUACUAAUAUAGCUGAGACAUCUAUGACUCUCUAGGGAAUAAGAUACGUGGUAGAUAGCGCCUAAAAGGUAAAAUACUACGAUCAAAGAACAGGGGUAGAUGGACUGCAGUGUUGGCCUGUUUCUCGGGCAGGUGCCCAGCAGAGAGCAGGCCGUGCAGGAAGAACCCAAAGCGGAGAGUGUUAUUGAAUUUACCAGAGAGAAAACUUUGACAAAGACUUCUAAGAGGAUGAAAUUCCCGAAAUCAAAAGAGCAAAUUUAGUAGGGCUUCUUCUCUUACUGAAGUUCAUAAGCGAAGACGAGGUCAGCUAGGAUGAUUUCUUAGAUAGUCCUUCAUAGGAUGCUCUUAUAGGCUCUUAGUAUUAAUUGUGGGCAUUGGGCUGUCUUGACAACUAUGGCUCUCUCACUUCUCUAGGAAAGGCUAUGUCUCACUUUCCUCUCAAUGCUAAUUUGGCGAGAUGUCUCUUAGAGAGCAUGAAAUUUCACUGCGUUAAAGCAAUACUGAUAUUAGUAGCACUGUUGAAUGUGUAAGGGGUUUUUGAACAUAUUGACGACUAAUAACUUUUUGAGUGAAAUUUUCAAAAAUUUAUCGUGAAAAACUCCGAUCAUAUCACUCUUAUAAAGAUAUAUAAGGAAUAUAGAGAAAACCGAAAAGACAAAAAAUUUAUCAGAGAUAAUUUUUUGAAUGAAAAAAAACCUGCUAAAA
This is a messenger RNA of Entelurus aequoreus (snake pipefish), 748 nucleotides long. RefSeq names its product probable pre-mRNA-splicing factor ATP-dependent RNA helicase mog-1. Gene Ontology annotation, cellular component: spliceosomal complex; intracellular anatomical structure. The record is from RefSeq and is a predicted model, not a curated record. Gene Ontology annotation, molecular function: RNA binding. Gene Ontology annotation, biological process: mRNA splicing, via spliceosome. NCBI's taxonomy places the organism in Eukaryota, Metazoa, Chordata, Actinopteri, Syngnathiformes, Syngnathidae.